AGUGGCGCAGGCGCAGAGCAUUGCAAGUCUCGGGACCCCGCUUGGAGAGACUAUGGCGCUCAACAAGAAUCACUCGGAGGGCGGCGGAGUGAUCGUCAACAACACCGAGAGCAUCCUAAUGUCCUAUGAUCAUGUGGAAGUUACCUUCAAUGACAUGAAGAAUGUGCCAGAGGCCUUCAAAGGGACCAAGAAGGGUACUGUCUACCUUACCCCUUACCGGGUCAUCUUUCUGUCUAAGGGGAAGGACGCCAUGCAGUCCUUCAUGAUGCCGUUUUAUCUGAUGACGGACUGUGAGAUCAAGCAGCCUGUGUUUGGUGCAAACUACAUCAAAGGAACAGUGAAAGCCGAAGCAGGAGGUGGCUGGGAGGGGUCCGCUUCCUACAAGUUGACCUUCACAGCAGGGGGCGCCAUUGAGUUUGGACAACGGAUGCUCCAGGUGGCCUCUCAAGCCUCCAGAGGUGAAGCCCUCAAUGGAGCCUAUGGGUACCCUUACAUGCCCAGCGGGGCCUAUGUCUUUCCCCCGCCAGUCGCCAAUGGAAUGUACCCCUGCCCUCCUGGCUACCCCUAUCCACCGCCCCCACCUGAGUUCUAUCCAGGACCUCCUAUGAUGGACGGGGCCAUGGGAUACGUGCAGCCGCCACCCCCACCCUAUCCUGGGCCCAUGGAACCUCCAGUCAGCGGCCCCAAUGUCCCUUCCACUCCUGCAGCUGAAGCCAAGGCCGCAGAAGCAGCUGCCAGCGCCUACUACAACCCAGGCAACCCACACAACGUGUACAUGCCCACGAGCCAGCCGCCUCCGCCACCCUACUACCCCCCAGAAGACAAGAAGACCCAGUAGAUCCCGCCCACCUCCCUGCUGCCUACCCUCAGCAUCCUGUCCUGCCUCUCCCUGGGGGCUGCAGCCUGGACUGGGGAGGCCAGAGAGGGCCCCGUGCUUCCCCAGCUCUGACCAUAAACAGUUACGGAAUGAGCGCUGGCUGAGGGAGGGUAGGGCUCCCAGCUCAGCCCAGGGCGCCGCGCCGCCCGGCGUCCCCCUCGCCGGCUCUGGGGUUCUCCGGAGCGCAGGAUAUCCCCUGUUCCCAUUUCGCUCUAGUAGCCACCUUCCCACAGAGGGACUCUGGCCACUCCUACAGCAGUCUAGCCCCCCUCAGUCCGGUGGCUCCUGCACUCAACCUCGUGGGCUCAUCAUCCGACCAGCCACGUGUCUCUCUCACGGGCCCUGCCAGGCUGAAUUCACAUUCCUUCCCCUAGUCUGUGCCUAGUCCUGGAAGGCCACUGUCACGGUGGACUGUCAGCCCACAUUCCACUCAGCCAGGCUCUGGCCCUGUCACACCAACCCUGCCACCCUUUGUCCUCACUCAUUCUCUUGCCCCCUCUUGAACUGGGGAGUUUUUCCACUAGCUUCCAUGGGUUGGGGGCCAUUGAGGGCAAGGACACUAUGUCUGGGAGGAAGUCUUUGUGACCCUCCUCUCUCCAAGGGGCUUCUCCAUUGGAGCAGUAGAGCACAUGCCUCGUCGCAGGCCCUUUGGGGGCCGCCGAUAGGCUGGAAAUGAGGGCCUCCAACCCUGUGUACCCUGUAACCUGCUGCCUGCUCCUGCUCCCCAUAAGCUUCAUGCCCCUUGGAUGCACUAAGAUUUGCUCUUUUCUUCCUGGACUGGCUGUAAAGCAAGGAGAUGGUUAUUUAAAGAGAAUUCCCUAUUUAUUUGACGACAAAAAAAUCCAGUUAAUAUAUUAAUGUGAAAUAAACCCCGUUUGCACCUUGAUUUGUUUGCAACAACUGUGAAAUAGUAAAAAUGAAGUGACUGGA
Messenger RNA from Jaculus jaculus (lesser Egyptian jerboa), 1807 nucleotides. It is a transcript of the gene Wbp2, whose product is annotated as WW domain binding protein 2. Gene Ontology annotation, molecular function: transcription coactivator activity; chromatin DNA binding. The transcript is spliced from 8 exons. NCBI's taxonomy places the organism in Eukaryota, Metazoa, Chordata, Mammalia, Rodentia, Dipodidae. The record is from RefSeq and is a predicted model, not a curated record. The coding region runs from base 53 to 838 and encodes 261 amino acids. Gene Ontology annotation, biological process: positive regulation of DNA-templated transcription. Gene Ontology annotation, cellular component: nucleus.